CAUUCUGGGUGUGGCAGCCAAGGUGUGUCUGGGUGUUGACUCACUGUCAGAUACCAGGGUUUAGACUAAAGUCUGCCCGUCCCCAUUCAGGCAACAAGUGCCGGAUUAGACGAGUCUCUUCUUUUAACGGUGUGAGAAAUAUAUCCUCCUUCACUCUUUAGACGGUCUACUAGCGGAGGAGUUCCGCUCCUAACGACAAAGUGCAUUGAAGGUCUCAAGAAUGGCGAAUGUUUUAAUUUCCAACCUCUGCUUGGUAUUGGUACUGUCCGUUGUGGAUUCAUGUUUUAUUCCGGACUCUCUGUACAUAAUUGUGCCAGGAACAAUUCUGAACGGGCGAAAAAUCACCACAGUUGAAGUUGCCGACUGCGACACUAACUCAAUGACCUUAUCUUUGAGCGACCCGAAUUUCACAAUAAAACGGAAUGGAGAAAUAGAAGCUGUAAGGAGUGUUUCAGUGCCCGGACAUGGGCGGACAUUUUCUGUGUGGGCCCGGGACAACAAUGGACCGGAAAGUGAGAUGGUUGUCCACCUUGUGCACAGUGCAGUACAGGAAAAAAAGCCCAUUCCCUCAAUCUAUCUGAGACGUACCAAGAGACGUUGGAGUCCACCACCCUUCAACAUAUUAGAGAAUGAUAAAGGACCUUAUCCAAGAAACAUUGAAGAGAUCGUGUCGGACUCUGAAGCCAAACAAAAAGUGUACUACACCCUCAGUGGACCUGGUUUCAAUCAGCAUCCAGUGGGAGUGUUUUCUCUUGACAGGGCAACUGGGAUGUUGGUUGUACACAAAGCAGUUGAUCGUGAAGAAUUCCCAAAGUUUAUAUUAACAACCAGAGUUUUCAACAAAAUAACUGAUGUGGAGACGGACGAGCCGUUGGACAUUCAAGUUAUUGUAGAUGAUGUGAAUGACAACGCUCCAACAUUCAAAGACCCACUACAAUUCACAGUGCUUGAGAAAAGCCCCGUAGGGUCAGAGGUUGGGAAAGUGAAUGGUGUCGACAGAGACCAAGAGGGAAGCCUCCACGUCAAGAUCAAGUACACUCUGUUGGAUGGAUUAGACCGGUUUGCCAUUCACCCAGUCACUGGUGUCAUCAGCACAGUCACUAACACCCUGGACAGAGAGGAGCAAGAGAAGUGUUUGGUGACUGUACAAAUCAAAGAUUUGGAUGGUGCAGAUAAAGGUCUAUCCAACACAGGAACAGCAACCAUUACUCUGGGAGAUAUCAACGACAACCCACCAACUUUCACAAAAUCUUCUUAUGCAGCCGAUGUCCCAGAAAACGUCAAUGAAAAACUCAUCCUCACAAUUCCCGUUGAAGAUAAAGAUUUAAAAAACACACCAAAUUGGAUUUCCAAAUUUGUCAUAACCAAAGGAAAUGAAAAAGGACAUUUCAGGAUUGACACUGACCCCAAAACGAACGAGGGGCGUCUGUAUGUCUCAAAGCCCUUGGAUUACGAGCAGAACAAAAAUGUGAAGCUUGAAAUUAUGGCACAAAAUGAAGUUGAACUGACCGGCACCACGGCCAAAUGGGUGUCCAUCCCUGUGGAUGUCAACGUCAUCAAUGAAGAUGAGGGUCCGGCCUUCACGCCUCCUACUGUGAAAUUCAAUGUCAAAGAGAACACAGCGAACGGUACAUUGAUAGGAAGUUACAUUGCUCUCGAUCCUGAGACAAAGAGCAGCAACGGCAUCAGGUAUUUCAAGGUCAAAGACCCAGCUUCAUGGAUCAACGUCGAUAAAAAUAGCGGAGAGCUGAGGGUGGCGAACACAAUUGACAGAGAGUCACACUUCGUCCAGGAUGGAAUUUACAACAUCACCGUGAAGGCUGUUGAUGCUAGCUCCAAGACAGGAACAGGAACAGUCAUAAUUGUGGUGGAGGAUGUCAACGACCACAUGCCUGAGAUUCCCACCAGCGAGUUGGUCGUGUGUGAGCAGGAAGGACGGCUCGGCUCUGUGCUGGUUGUGGCUGAAGACCUCGACUGGUCUCCCUUUUCUUCCCCCUUCAGUUUCAGUUUACCAAAGGAUAUCGAGGGCAAAUGGUCUUUGACAAAGUUUAAUGACACGGCAGCUACGUUGAAGCACAUCAAAGACCUUCCUACAGGGAUAUACGAGGUUCCCUUGGAUGUCACAGAUCUGCAGGGCUAUGGGAAGACUCAGGUGGCGAAAGUGAGGAUCUGCCAGUGCAGUAAUGGAGCCUGCUUGGACAAGGACCACUCUGUGUCGUUAGGGCCAAUGGGAAUACUGGCUCUGCUGCUGCCUCUGUUGCUCCUCCUGCUCCUCGGCUUGUUGCUAGCAUUCUUCUGUGCGACAAGCAGAGAGAAUCUAAAAAUUGAAGAUGGGGAUAGUGGAGGAAUCCUGCUCAAAUCAAACACGGAGGCCCCAGGGGAAGAAGUGGAUUCAAAUCUCAUUAAUGUUCCCAUUGGUGUGGGUGAACACGUAACAAAGGGCUCAGUUAAGGGGAAUUUUGGGAGUGCAGGAGGGGCAUGGACAGGGAACGGUGGCUUGCAAGAAGAAGGGAUGUACACGAAAAGCGAUAUGCAAGAUUUCUAUUCUAGCCAGUAUGACCAGUACGGUCAACAGAUCAGUAGUAUGGGUGGCGGUAUGGGUGGCGGUAUGGUUGGCGGAAUGACCUUUGACAGCAGAUACCUCACCCAGGACUCCACCUUUCUCCGCAACUGGCAAACAAAUGGCCGCUAUCUAGACAAGGUUUAAUAACUUCUUUUUAAUCUAUAAGCACUAAGAAACUGAUGUACUUUGGAACUGAGGAGGACGGGCGGUACGCAGACGACGUCAUCCAUUCCUACGGGUUUGAGGGGGUGGGCUCGGCAGCUGGCUCUGUGGGAUGCUGCAGUGACUUUGGCGACAACGGUAACCUCGACUUUGUCAACACGCUCGGACCCAAGUUCAAAACUCUUUCCGAGGUGUGCAUGAAGACAUGAACAAUGAAGCGCAACAUCUAUUGGUGUUAACUGUACAGGAUGGGGAGAGGCCUAGGAUCUGGUAUGCCCCUGAACACGGAGGAGAAAAACAACAACGUGGUGGCGUCACUGUGUGCUGGGCUAUUGCUUUUUGUUGUUAGUUAUGCUUAUUUGGGGAAAGAAAUGUUGCACUGGAAACUAUGCAAAUGCAGUCAGUUGUACAUACUUUGUGUUUGUAAUGUGCUUUUUCCUUAAGAGUCUUGGUUUCCCGACAAACCUUCCAUAAGCUUUACCUGCUUCUACUCCUGAAAGGUCACGGGGGGGCUUGUUUUGCAGGGUCAUAAUGGUAAUGGUUUUGAUGUAUGCAGCGAAGGGCUGACGGGUUUUUUUAUCUGCUGAAAGUCAUAAGUGGCGUUUUUGGAUUUUGUAAAUAAUCUCUGUUCAUUGUAAAUGACACAAAGAUGCAUAAGUGGCUUGCUAAAUUAUGUAGUUUUGAUAAGGUUUUUUAAAGAAAAAUAAAACUAAUAAAUAACUCAAUGAAAUAAGGCAAUACUUUAACUCCCGUCUUAUUACUUCUUUCAAAUGACCUUUGCUUGGAGUUAUGAAUCCAUUUUAAACAAUAAUGUGGAUUCGUCUGUCCUGGAUUUCAGAAUCAUUCAAAAUCGCAGUAAUUAUCUGAGUAAACACAUUCCUGUAUUCUGGCUGUUGACCGUUGAUUGGGCGUAGCUCAGCCCUGUGUGUCAUAGAGGAUGAACCAACAUACUGACUGUAAUCCUGUGAAAGUCAGCACAAGGGCGUGAAUGUGAUGAGUAAGAUGUCACUGUCACUGCAUACUACUCUGUAAAUACAAGAUGAGCAGACACAAGUAAAGCUGUGCAGAUCAGAAAAAUGUCCUUGAAUCAGAAUCAGAAUCAAGGUUAUUGCCAGGUACGUUUACACAUACAAGGAAUUUGAUUUGGUGCGAACAUAAACUAUCUCAGAAAAUAAUUUGCAAUAGUAUAGGUAAAGAAUGUAAACGUAAUAAAAUCAGUAUUUAAAAAAACCUAUAUAUUUAACGAAUUAAAAAGAGCUGAGAGCCGUAAGAGCUAAAAAAAAAACAGAAACACCUGAUUGAACCUGAUAAUAUAAAGGAAUCUUUACAUAUGUGCAUAUUAAGUUGUUUAAGAUGUAAUUGUGCAUGGCCAUUAACGACUGUUUCUCAUGGUGCUGCAGUAGCAAAGAUGAUAUCAAUUUAUUUUUAAUAUAAUUUGAGAUUUCUAUAAAAUUCAAUUGUUUUAGAAUAGGUUAUACAGCUAAUGAAAAACUUAAGAGACCACUACACAUUUUUUCUAAAUAUUUACCUCUUUAUGUAUGGCAUCCAUUCCAAUGACUGUUGAAUUCCAACAUAGAGACAUGUUGUCAGUACUUCAUAGAAUACAAUUAAAAUAAAUAAAACAAUCAUUUAUCUCAAAGACACACCUAUAAAUAGUAAAGCCAGAGAAACUGAUAAAGCUGCAGUGGUUCAUUUCUUUCUGGAGUUGUAUGUUUUUUUAAGUGAACUGUAACUCAACUAUAUGCUCUAAAGAUGGCUCAUCGCUUUGAUCAAAUGUAACAGUGUGUUUUUUAUUAGAAUUACCUUAAAAUAUGAAAUAAAAAAGGUUUUCUCUUA
Messenger RNA from Eleginops maclovinus (Patagonian blennie), 4561 nucleotides. It is a transcript of the gene dsc2l, whose product is annotated as desmocollin 2 like. The transcript is spliced from 17 exons. Gene Ontology annotation, cellular component: adherens junction; catenin complex; plasma membrane. Lineage: Eukaryota; Metazoa; Chordata; Actinopteri; Perciformes; Eleginopidae. Gene Ontology annotation, biological process: homophilic cell-cell adhesion; cell-cell junction assembly; cell morphogenesis. Bases 221 to 2707 code for a protein of 828 amino acids. The record is from RefSeq and is a predicted model, not a curated record. Gene Ontology annotation, molecular function: calcium ion binding; cadherin binding.